CACAAAGCGGGUCUAGGAACCGGCCGAGGUCAUCGAAGAGCCAACCAAAAAGAUAAUCUCGAAACCAAUGAAACCGCAGGACAUUUUAAUUUCUACGUCAAGGACCACGAGAAACGGUUCCUUCAUAUCAUGUAUAAAGACUUUUCCAAGUCCAGGCAUAACGUGUACGUAGUGUGCGCCGGAAAAGUAGCCAAGGUGACCUGCGAGCUAUCUAAACAAGGCGAGGAAGAAGAGAUGAUGGCAUUGUACGGUGAGCAUCCCUUGGACACUAUUGUCGGUGACCGAAAGAAGUUCACUGAACAGUGGAAGUACUCGAAACUUCUGGAAGGACACAAAGGUCGUCAUCCUCAUGCUGUCCGCUUGAAACACCACAAGGCCACCAUUUUGGGAUAUGCUCAAUUCGAUUUGUCUGAACUAGUGCACGGCAGCCAAGUCGUCUCAUCCAUAGAACCGUUGUUUAUGCAUUUUCCCUUUGAACGACAGGUAUACAUUAUAAUUAACCGUCGACGAUUAACGCCAUUCGAAGAAUACUUAUUUGAAGAACACGAAUUGCAAGUUUUUUGCACCACAUUAGAACUUAGCAUACGCGUAGGAUGUCUGUUGAACUACGGUUUCGACUGGGACAAUGGGAAAUUCCUAAAAAAGUACAUGACCAGAGCGGUGAUCGUGUGCAAUACUACAACGGACAUGGCACAGCUAGUACAAUUUUAUAAGGUUAAACAGACGACCGAAAGUAUUUAA
Adelges cooleyi (spruce gall adelgid) is the source of this 741-nucleotide messenger RNA. RefSeq lists its product as uncharacterized. NCBI's taxonomy places the organism in Eukaryota, Metazoa, Arthropoda, Insecta, Hemiptera, Adelgidae. The coding region runs from base 130 to 741 and encodes 203 amino acids. The transcript is spliced from 4 exons. The record is from RefSeq and is a predicted model, not a curated record.